AGUUGCGCUCUCUCUCUCUCUCUCUCACUCACUCACAAUUAUGAAUUAUCCUCUCUGAUUAUAAUACAUUAUCCACUAAUCUCCUUGUUUUUGGUCUCUAAUUGAAACAGGGUGUGAUUCUUCUUAUCCUGUCUGAGUUUUUGUUUUUUUUAUUUUUUUUUUAUUUUUAUUUUUCCUUAUCCUACCUACCCUAUUUAUUAAUUUUGAAUGGAAUCCAAGUCAGGCAAUGAAUGGCUGGAAAGCUCAACCAGUCUUCUUCUGCUGCACCCGUCUGUGUGGUGGACUGUGUAGUGAAGGAAAGAGAAUUUUGAACAUUGAAGAACAAGUAUUGAAGUGGUAGACAUUAUGGAUUGGAAUUUGAGGUCACCUUCUUGGGAUUUAACUGGAUUUGAACAAGAAAUUAGUCCUAACAUCAGUCCAAUUAGUGGGUCAAGCUCAAGCAGCUAUGGAGGUCAGGGGAACAAGGGGGAAUUUUCAUUUGAUUUGAAGCUUGGUCAUGUGCGUAAUGCAGGCAAUGAGUCCGAGGACAGUUUACAGGUACCAAGUGUUCCAAAAAUGCAGUUUUUGUCUCCGGUCUCAUCGAAGAGGGCACGGGUAGUUAAUAAUGGAAUUCAGGCAGCAUUGUGCUGCAUCGACGGAUGCAAUGCUGACCUUAGUAACUGCAGAGAUUACCAUCGGCGCCAUAAGGUCUGUGAGAUGCACUCCAAAACUGCAGAGGUUUCAAUUGGUGGCCACAAGAAACGGUUCUGCCAGCAAUGCAGCAGGUUCCAUUCACUAGAAGAAUUUGAUGAUGGCAAGCGAAGCUGCAGGAAGCGUCUUGAUGGACACAACCGUCGACGAAGAAAGCCUCAGCCUGAGCACUUGUCACAUUCAGGGAGCUUUCUGUCUAAUUACCAAGGUGCUAGAUUGUUUCCUUUUUCCAGUCCAGAAGCAUAUCCAAACACACCUUUGGCGAGUCCCAUCUGGGCUGGAAUUGUCGAAACCAAGCAGGAUGCUAAGCUUUAUAAACAGAACAAACAGAACCCAUAUCCCGGAUCCUCCUCUGGCAGCUACAGACAAGAAGGGAAGGAAUUCAGUUUCCUUCACAGCACUGCUCUUGUUCUCAGCAACCAAACAGCUACACAAGCCUCAACCUGCCAGCCAAAUCAUAAAACCGUUGCUUCAUCAGAAAGUGGUGGGAAUAUCUGCCAAAUGUUCUGUGAUGGUUUAUCAACUCAAGCCCUCAGCUCCAAUUGUGCUCUCUCUCUUCUGUCAUCGUCGCCAUUGCAAACAUCUGAGAUUGGUUUGAGCCACAUGGUACCGACCACUUCAAUUCCAGCAGCAUAUCCCUUAGGACCAAGCCUGCAAAAUAGUAGUCUGGAGAGUAUGGAUUUGCUUCUGGUUCCUAAUGACAGUGACACUGAUGUCCAUUGCCAGGGACUGUUUCAGAUGGCGCGUGAUUUGUCCUCUGAGAAUGAAGCCUCGCAAACUCUUCACUUCUACUGGGAAUAGUAAAGCUAGUCCUACUUGUUCUCUUUGUUGCAAAGUGAUUUGGGCUUUUGUUUUUGAAGACUUGGAAGGAAGUCAUCUCUUUCAUGAAUAAAAAACUGGUUUGUUUUGGUUUAUUCUUUCAUAUAUGGACAUAUUGUCUUGAAGUUUUUAGAAGUAUGUAAAUCAAACACCACAUUUUUACAACAGGAGGCGAUGUGGGUCCCACAACGCCUUGUGAGAGAAGCGGUGAAAAAUGUGGUGUCUCUCUCUUUUUCCUUAAUUAAAUUGUCAUUAAGUAGGUAUUGGUUGAGGUCAGUAUGUAGCUAAGUCCGUCUGUCAGCAUGAUUAUUGUCCUUCUCUGCUCCUAUUACUGCCAAAUUUUGAAGA
Camellia sinensis is the source of this 1857-nucleotide messenger RNA. The record is from RefSeq and is a predicted model, not a curated record. Lineage: Eukaryota; Viridiplantae; Streptophyta; Magnoliopsida; Ericales; Theaceae.